This is a messenger RNA of Pichia kudriavzevii, 1749 nucleotides long. RefSeq lists its product as uncharacterized. Gene Ontology annotation, cellular component: membrane. The transcript has a single exon. Gene Ontology annotation, biological process: monoatomic cation transport; transmembrane transport; intracellular calcium ion homeostasis. The record is from RefSeq and is a predicted model, not a curated record. Bases 1 to 1749 code for a protein of 582 amino acids. Lineage: Eukaryota; Fungi; Ascomycota; Pichiomycetes; Pichiales; Pichiaceae. Gene Ontology annotation, molecular function: monoatomic cation transmembrane transporter activity.
AUGAGUGGAAAUGCCCCCCUAUUAACAUGCGAACAGGUUGGACUGCUACCCAGCACAGAACAGUGUGCAUUUGUACACCAACAAUGCUCCAACCAUCCUGGGUUGGUUAACUCAUUUACACUGUACUAUUGCAUUGGGACAUCAGAAACAGCAAGACACUGGGUAGGAAUUCCCAUAUUGGUACUGCUGCUAUUGGCACUAUUUGGAUCCAUUGGGCUAGUAACGGGAAAUUGCCUUGUUCCCAACUUAAAUGCCAUAACGGUUCAUUUGAGGAUUCCCGAGAACAUUUCGGGCCUCACCUUACUAGCCUUUGCAAAUGGCUCACCGGACAUUAUAUCGACAUACACCUCAUUUAAAACUGGAAAUGUCAUGCUUGCCUUUGGGGAAAUAAUAGGGGCAGCGUACUUUAUCAAUACCGUGGUUAUUGGGUCGAUAUUUUUAAUUAAACCCUUUGAUAUUGUACCACAUUCUACAGAUGGUCAAAUUGACUUGCCGGAACACCGGCUUUCAGUAUACAAUGCUAGAGGAACAUACCUGAGAGACGUCAGUUUUUUUAUUGUUGCUGUACUCAUAUUGAUAUACUGUGUUCAAGAUGGCAUGUUAACCAGGACAGAAAUGAUGGCCUUAAUAAGUAUCUAUCUUGGAUAUGUCACGAUAAUCGUCACGUGGCAAUGGUAUUUCAAGAAAGAGAUGGAUAGAAUUCGAAUCGACCACCGUGCGAGAAGCAUGUAUAAUGAAAAUGUCUUAGUUCCACCAAGGAUUGAUGAACAUAUUGAAAUUGAAGAUACGUUCAACUAUAACCCACAGAUCAUCAGAAACCUUGAAUUUGAGACAAUUCUAAGUGGUCUUACGGCACAUAGAAAAUACGGAAUAUACGUAGACAAUUCAGGCGUUCCCUACACAGAUAAUGACAAUUUAGCGAACGAAGAUAUCAAUAUCAAUUCCAACGAGGUGGAUCUAAUUGAACCUCCGAGAAAAUCAUUAGUACAUUCCGUGUUAGACAUCAUGAUGUUGCCAUUUGUCAAGUUGUUCAGACAUAGUAUUCCAAUCCUCACAUCAAGCGAUUAUGAAGGAGAAUACAAACCUGCUCUGACAAAAUUGAUGGAACUGCUGACAUCGUUGGUCAUCUCUCCUAUAAUAGUGACACAAACGUUUUUCCCUCAGGUGUCACUCUUAUGGAAGGUGCUGAUGAUUAUUUUGGCUAUUAGUGGGGAGUACUUUGCAUACCACAAUCUGAUCAAAUCAUCAAAUCCGUCGGCUGUGGUCAAAUGUAUGAUUUCUCUACUGGGGGUAUUUGCCUCUGUCUCUUGGGUUUCGAUAAUUGCUUCCGAAAUCAUAUCCAUACUCACGUUGAUUUCUUCCUUAACGUUUAUCAAGCCUUCAACAUUAGGUAUUACUAUAUUUGCAUUGGGAAAUUCCGUUGGAGACUUGAUUUCGUGUAUAGUUAUCACCAAGAUGGGUUACCCGUUGAUGGCCUUGGCAGCUUGCAUUGGCGGCCCACUGCUCAACAUCCUCAUGGGUCUAGGAAUUAGUGGCUUGUUCUCCGUUGAUGAUAAAAUUGAAAUCUCUACAAGUGUUUCAAUCAAAAUGUGUUUAAUGGGAUUGUUGUUUAAUUUGUCGGUGGUUUUGAUGGUCAUUGUCCCCCUGGGCGGGUGGAGAUGCGAUCGGUAUAUUGGGGCCGGGAUGAUCUUUGUAUGGUUUGUAGGUGUUGCUGUUUCUGUUGUAGUAGACACUUUUUUUUCUCCUUAG